AUGAAUCUCAUCGCGGUCGUAAUUUUUUUUACCUGCUACCUUCUCGCAGCUGUUAAUGGCUACGUUAUGUGCGGUGAAGGCACAUGGGCAAAUACGACAUGCGUCGACCUAUCGACUUGUUCGGAGUACACACAGCCAAUAGAAGCAUUGUUCAAAACGAAUCAAACUGUGCACAAGUUUUUCAUAUUUCAUCAUGUUUUACCGGCGAUGUGUGGCUUCUCACAAUUUAUGCCAAUGGUGUGUUGUCCGAAUCCCAAACCGAAAUCUCCAAUAGCGCUAGCUGUUCCGAAGGGAGAUAGCUGUGGCUCUAUACUUUGGAAUAGAAAUCUCAGUUUAGAUGGAAAGCCGACUGAUAUAGAAGAAUUUCCUUGGUUGGCGCUGUUGGAAUAUAAAAUGAGAAAUCAAAAAAGAAUAUUUGCCUGCGGUGGGGUGCUGAUUAGUGCUCGUCAUGUUCUGACAGCAGCUCAUUGUCUAGGCUUGAGUCACAACAAAUUGAUUGGUGUGCGUCUGGGUGAACACGAUUUACGAACAGCUCAAAACUGUAUCUCUAAUCCACAACUAUCUUACUGUAGAAAAAAUGCCAUCGAUGUCGGCAUCGAACUACAAAUUCCACAUGAAAAUUACGACUUUCUUCGAGGACCUAGUGCCUUCGAUACUUUAUCUUAUGAUAUAGCAAUACUCAAGUUGAAACACUCUGUUAUAAGUGACGUUAUCAAACCUAUUUGCUUGCCAAUGGGGCGAGAAACUCCGCUUGAUAUUAAUGUCGCUGGAAAAUUUCUAUCGGCUGGCUGGGGUAUUUUAUUUGACCAUAUCUAUCCGAAAUCUUUUGUGCAGGUGAUGUCGAGGUUGAAAGAGGUCAACAAGACCUAUUGCAAUACACUAUACAGCAGUACUUUGCCCGAAGAUGUUAUAUGUGUUCUUUCCAAGUCUCAUACAACUGCUUGCAUUGCCGAUUCCGGUGGUCCGCUUAUGGGUUUCAAUAAACAAUCAAGGAUGAUUGUUACUGGAAUAUAUUCUCCAGUAAAUAAUCAGCCUUGUCGAACAAACGGUGUACCUUCCACAUUUAUAGAUGUACGCAAAUAUUUAAAUUGGAUUCAUUUAAAGAUUCAUCAAGACUCAUAA
Messenger RNA from Phymastichus coffea, 1122 nucleotides. Its product is annotated as phenoloxidase-activating factor 3-like. The coding region runs from base 1 to 1122 and encodes 373 amino acids. The record is from RefSeq and is a predicted model, not a curated record. The transcript is spliced from 3 exons. Lineage: Eukaryota; Metazoa; Arthropoda; Insecta; Hymenoptera; Eulophidae. Gene Ontology annotation, molecular function: serine-type endopeptidase activity. Gene Ontology annotation, biological process: proteolysis.